ACUUUAUAAAAACUGAUAUUUUAGGAUGUAUUCAGUUUCAACCUAGUUACGGAAUUACUCGUAAAGUUACUCAAAUGAAACUGUCUCGAUCUUGUAUUGCUUCAGCUUAUGAUAUUCGUCACCCUCCAGGGGUGAAUUUUGGUUCAAGUACAGGUGAAUACAUUGGUUUAACAAAGCAAUUGGUUAACCAUGUUCCUCUUCAUAAGUCACGAAAUAUAAAUUCUGGAACUGGUCUCAUUCAAAUAUACGACGAAGUGCCACAAAAACGAGAUCUGAGUUAUGGCAAUCAUAUUCCGGAUAAAGCAGCCUCAAACAAAAGUAUUGUAUAUACAAAUAUUCCUCAGAAUAUUCAUAGAAAAUUUAAAUUUCAAUAUUGCAAACUUGGUGGGUAGAUUUCAACAUGCUCUCAGGGUUACAUUGAGUGAAGUGUUUCACCUGAUAAUCAAUGAUCAUACUGCUCCACAGUCAAAAUGUAUUGGAAUUUCUAUGGAAUGAACAGGUCAUGGGAUACAUAAUAUAUGGUAGUAUCUAAGAUAUAUACUGUUAAAAAUUUUCAAAGUACAUCACAUGAACGAAUUAAUUCACAAAUACCUGUAAGAACAAAACAUUCUCAUACUAAAAUUCAUAGAAAUAAUAAAAGUAAUGAAAAUGAUCAUCAAUGGAUUUUUAAUCCAAUUCAUAAGAAACCACAACAUGAACUUGAUCAAAUGCCAAUGACCAAUAAUAUCAGUUAUCAUGAUUAUGCUUCAAAUAGAUUAAAUAUUGAAGUUCAUAAAUCUCGAUCAAAAACAAAACUUUUAGGAAAAAAUGAAAAACUAGACAUGGAAACUAGGGAGGAUAUAUUUACUAGAUCUGCUUCUGCACAUCCAAUUCUAAUGAAUACACCACAAUUACCACCGAAAAUUUAUAAAAGUGUACGAGCAAAGUAUUACCAACCGGAUGCUUCUCAACCGAUUACUAAUCAGUCAAAAUUAUCACUUAUCAGUUCGAAUGAACAUACUUCACCAUUGUACAGUCCAAUUAAUCAUAAAGUUUCAAAUCAAAUAUCUCCACAAAGGAAAGUGAAUCAAAUUGAUCAUUCUUCGUCUAUCAGUAAUUCUCAUUCACACGGUCAAGAUAUAAGUUUAAUCAAUGAUACCAAUCGUAAUCAUUCCGACCAAACUGUUUCACAUUAUGGCGCUCGUCGUAAACAUUGUCGCUUAAGAAAACACAAAGCAUUGGAUAGUAAUGAUAAACGAAAUUUCGAUAUGAAAUCAAUGAAAAGUUCCACAUCUGAUAAAAUACAUAGUAAUAAACUACGUAACGAUACAACUUCCAAUACAUCAUCUGGCUUUAGCAGUCAUAAUCUUAAUUCUACUGGAGUUAAUUCAACUGAUAACUUAAAUUCAGUCUAUGACAUUUCUAUAAAUCAAACAAUUAAUUCAAAUGAAAAUAUUAAUUUCGAGGAUAAACAAUCAGGAUAUUAUAAUACUUCUAGAAAUCUAAAUGAAAUGAAAAAGUUAAAAAUGAACAGUCAAAAAUUUCUUACUCUCUCAAAUCAAAUGGAUAGUACAUCACAAAAUAUCAAUGUAUCAGGAAUAUCAUCUAAAAUGAAAUAUCCAAUUUCAAAUGUAACUAUGAAAAAGUCAACUACAGAUAUUCAAUUAUCUAAUACAUACAAUAGAGAGAGAUUAAAUGAACAUCAAUCCAGAUCACAAUAUCCUAUUCAAUUGUAUUAUGAAAAUAACAAUACUACAAAUAAUAAUAGUUCUAUUCAUCAUAUUAAACAUGAUAGAAAUGAAAAUGUAGAUAAUUUAUUGAAUAAUGAUUAUGGAUAUAUAGAUAUAUUACCUGGUACAAACAGAAAAGCUUUACGACGAUCCAAUAGCUCCGGUAAUGCUUUAACAUUUCAUCCACAACAGUUAACUGUCAACAGAGUUAACAAUGAACAUGAUAACUAUUGUUUUACGAGUACACUACUUACAAAACAUUCACAAAUUCCACCAUUAGCAUUUAAGCAGGGAACUAAUAAUAAUGAGAUUAUCACUAAGACUAAUCAUAAUAAUAUUAUCGCUAUUAGUAACGAUCAUAAUUUUAGUAAUGAUAAUGGAUUUGAUACAAAAGCACUUUAUACAAAAUUAGAUAUUCAUCGAUUGAGAAAUAAUACUCUAUCACCAACCAAACAAUAUCCAUUGAAUCGAUCGAAUUUUCCUGUACAUCCAGCCGCAAAUCAACAUUUUAUCGAUCCAUUUCAAUCGAAUAAAAUGAUUGAUACUGUAUAUAAUGAAAAUUCAUUUUGCUUAUUAAACGCUGAAGAGUUUCGUAAUGAACUGGCGAAAAUUGUAACACCAGGUGAUCCAAGAGCUGAUUUACAUGAAAUAUGUCGAAUUGGUAAAGGGAGUACUGGUGUUGUUUAUUUAAUGCGUCAUUCACCUACUAAACAGUAUGUUGCUGUGAAGAAAAUGAAUAUAUUUAAACAACAAAGGCGUGAAUUACUUUUUAAUGAAGUAAUUAUUAUGCAAAGUUACCCUCAUCCAAAUAUUGUUGAAAUGUUUGGAUCCUAUUUAAUUGGUAAUGAAUUAUGGGUGGCUAUGGAAUAUUUAGAAGGUGGUGCACUAACCAAUAUUGUUACACGAACACUAAUGUCAGAGAAACAGAUAGCCACCAUCUGUCGUGACGUACUUCGAGCGUUGGCGUUUCUGCAUGACCAUGGUAUCAUUCAUAGAGAUAUCAAAUCUGAUUCUAUUUUAUUGUCAAUCAAUGGACGUGUAAAGCUUUCAGACUUUGGAUUUUGUGCAAGAGUCUCUCCUGAUCAACCUCGAAGGCGUAGUCUUGUAGGAACACCAUAUUGGAUGUCCCCUGAGGUGAUCAGUCGAUUACCUUAUAACACAUCUGUUGAUGUAUGGUCAAUGGGUGUUUUAUUAAUUGAAAUGGUUGAUGGCGAACCAACAUUUUUUAACGAACCACCAUUACACGCAAUGAGAAAUAUUCAAAGAGAUGCUAUUCCCCAUUUAAUGUAUCCUCACAAGUCAUCUAGGAAACUAAAUUCAUUUCUUGGACUAAUGUUAGUUCGUGAUCCAUUCAGAAGAGCAACAGCUGCUCAACUUUUAUUACAUCCAUUUCUAUUAUUAGCGGGUUCCAGUGAUUGCCUUCUACCAUUAUUAUAUCAUUCAAAUAUUGUUUCAUGAGAUUCAAGAUAAUAUAUAUGUGAAUCCCGAUAGAAACAUUUGGGUACAAUGCAAUAAUUAAAUCAAUAUGUUUUUCUUCUAAAUCAAAUGACAACUUUACAUGAAUCGAUAUGAAUGAAUAAAAUUGCAAUUUUCUUUUUUUUUUCAUCAAUGUGAAAUUAAGAGAUACUCUACUCAUUCUAUAAUGAUCUGUAUACUAAGAGUAAAUAAAAUGUAAAUCGAAAUUUCUAUAUCAUUGCAAUUCUUAGUACAACUACUGUCAUUUCCACAAAUUCUCUUAAAGAAAAUAUCGAAAUAUAUAUAUGUCAAAUUAUAACUUAUCUCUACAUUUAACUGUUAAUGAUACAGUUAUGUACAGCAUAAGCACACUGUAAUAGACUACAUUGUGUUAAUAAAUAAACUUAGCAUUUUGAUGGGAUAUUACCAAUCAAUGAUUCUUAUAACUUUCCGUUCGUUUUUUUUAUUUUUUUUAAAAAUAAAAAAAAUAAAAGAAGUACAAACUUAUUUACUAUGCUCAGUCUUUCAUGGUUUGGUUAUUCUCUUACUUUUUAUACAGUUUACCCUUUUCUUAUAUAUAUAUAUACACCUAUACUUUUUGGUUCUUUGUUCACCUUAUCAAAAUUACAAAAUAGAGAGAGAAAAAAAGUAUUGUUGAAUUUAUUUUUAAAGAUAAUGUUUUUUGUUUCUUGACUGUUUGUGUAUAUGUGUAGGUGAUUGGUUAAAAUUUGGCCGAUCAAAUGACUUGAUCAAUUUUUUUUAUCAUUUUUAUUUUAUGAAAACAGAUCUGGUGAUCUUUCAAAUGAUCAAACAAAAAAAGAAAAAGAUAAGAAUGAGUUGAUUUUUGUAAAAAACUUAUAUCAAUAUCAUAAAUACAUAAAUAUGCACAAUAUUAUUCUUUCUCGUUGUACAUAAUGAAUAUGUAUAUUUUACUAUGUUCAGAUUAUUGUCUAAAAUCACCGCACUCUUCUAUAUGCUGUUUUGUUUAUCUCUUUUCACUUAUUCUUUUUUUUCUUUCUCAAAUGUUGUUCUAUAAUGUCUUAUUUUUCUUUUUUUUUUAAAAAAAAAGUCUGUUUUUUCUGAAA
Molecule: messenger RNA, 4249 nt
Organism: Schistosoma rodhaini
Lineage: Eukaryota; Metazoa; Platyhelminthes; Trematoda; Strigeidida; Schistosomatidae
Source: the annotation of a GenBank genome assembly